Syngnathus typhle (broad-nosed pipefish) is the source of this 2182-nucleotide messenger RNA. Its product is annotated as zinc finger protein 70-like. Gene Ontology annotation, biological process: regulation of transcription by RNA polymerase II. Bases 161 to 1978 code for a protein of 605 amino acids. Gene Ontology annotation, cellular component: nucleus. Gene Ontology annotation, molecular function: RNA polymerase II cis-regulatory region sequence-specific DNA binding; DNA-binding transcription factor activity, RNA polymerase II-specific. The record is from RefSeq and is a predicted model, not a curated record. Lineage: Eukaryota; Metazoa; Chordata; Actinopteri; Syngnathiformes; Syngnathidae. The transcript is spliced from 5 exons.
CUACCAAAGCACCACCGAAGAAGAAAAGCGGAAGUUGCUGACGGCCACACCGGAACAAAGGCGAGAGCACUCCAACAGAUAACAUAAAUAGGGGAUAUGCACGUGGCGUCACAGACCGGCUGACAGUUUGUGGCAGAGUUGUUACGGUGCAACUUUGACCAUGGUGAAAAGUUGUUGUGCCAUAGGAUGUGCCUAUCGCUUCCAAAAAGGCGAUACCAAGAAGCUGUAUCGGUUCCCUGCGGACCUGACCAGAAAGGAUAGCUGGGUGGCGGCGGUUCGUAGGGUGGAACAUGGCCGCAACAGCUCCAAGCUUUGGAAGCCAACUAUCCAUUCUUACAUCUGCUCAGAUCACUUUGUGGGAGGUGCAAAGAGUGAUGACCCUCUUCAUCCUGCCUACGUGCCAACUUUGUUCACGUUCACAUCUUCUGAGAAGAAGAGGAAGGAGGCGUCACUCCACCGCCACAAACGCGUCGAGAGGUUCCAUAUGCCCAGAAAUGAACUUUGUCGAGCGAGGGAGGAGCUUGAGAGACAACCGGCAAUGCUUUCUUCCACUCAAAUUCUCCAAGAUGUCCAUCAGCUGAUUGGUUGCCAAAGAGAACCCAACCCCCCUCAUGUAAAGAAUGGAGCGGAGGCUUCGCCGCACUCUCACGUUAAGGACGAAGAAAUGGAAGCCAAUGUCACUAAGUUGCCGUUGACUCUCAUCGUCGUGAAGACCGAAGACGAUGACGACAAAGCGCUCGAGUGGUCGUCGAUUCAUGGUCGCACUUUGAGUGAAGACCAUCUCGGAGGACCACGAGGCGACUUUUUGUCUCCACGGUCCUAUGGUGACGAUAUACCAGAACCUUUGAGGAGCGGCAUAGACUGUGAAGAUGUUUGGCAGCGCCGCCGAAGCUCCAGUUUGGAUCAAGUGGAUCCAUCUCGCCAUUUCAUUAAAGAGGAGGAAGAGGAAGCUGAUGUCAGCAAGUUCCCGCUGACUGUCGUGGUGGUGAAGAGAGAAGACGAUGAAGACGAACCGCCCGAGUGGUCGCGGCUUUAUUAUGCCAGUCCGAGUGGGGAUCGCUGUGGACCGCCACCAUCGGACAACCACUUAGCUCCACUGUCGGACGAUGACGACACGGAAGAACUUUUGAGGAGUAACGCAGAAGGUGACGAGAACGCGUUGGAACGCUCUGAAAAGGAGACAACUCUCGGCAACCAGGAAACCUUACAAAAGUGUAAAAAACACGUCACCUGCUCAGUCUGCGGUAAAAGUUUUGCAAAGCAAUAUUUGAUUAGACACAUGAGAACGCACACUGGGGAGAAACCCUAUAGUUGCUCAACUUGUGGUAAAACCUUCUCUCAAAAGCCACAUCGGGACUCACACAUGAGGACACACACAGGGGAGAAACCCUUCCCUUGCUCAGUUUGUGGUACGACAUUCUCUCGUAAGGAACAUGUGGAGUCUCACAUGAAAAUACACGGGAGGGAGAAACCCUUUAGUUGCGCGACUUGCGGCAAAACUUUCUCCCAAAAGCCAUAUCUAAUAUCACACAUGAAAACACACACGGGGGAAAAAACCUUCAGUUGCUCGUUGUGUGGUAAAACGUUCUCUCACAAGUCGCACGUCGCAUCGCACAUGAGAACACACACGGGAGAAAAACCAUUUCAGUGCUCAACGUGCGGUAAACGAUUCGCUCACAAGUCGCACGAGGUGAAACACAUGAGGACACACACGGGGGAAAAACCCUUCCGUUGCUCAGUUUGUGGUAAAACGUUCUCUCGAAAUGAUUAUAUGAGCUCACACAUGAGAGUACACACAGGAGAGAAACCUUACGGUUGCUUGUUGUGCACUAAAACAUUCUCUCUCAAGUCACACUUGGUCACACACAUGAGAAUACACACGGGAGAAAAACCCUACAGCUGCGCAAUUUGUGGUGAAAGCUACGCUCAUAAAAACAGUUUGACUGUACACAUGCGGACACAUAAGAAGGGACAGUAAAUAUUUGACAGGUGUCCCCCUCCCAUGUCCUAGCUACCAAAGCAGACUAUAUAAUAAUGCUUUCACUGAAUGUUGUACAUUUGAUAUUGUUAUACUUAUUAUAUCAUGGCAAGAUUAAAAGUUAUAAGGAUUUAAAGUCAAGAUUCUCUGUUUUGUUAACAACCAUCUUUUAAAAAUACAGUGGUCAUAAAGCAUACACAAAUU